Messenger RNA from Camelus dromedarius (Arabian camel), 3173 nucleotides. RefSeq names its product cilia and flagella associated protein 99 (gene CFAP99). Lineage: Eukaryota; Metazoa; Chordata; Mammalia; Artiodactyla; Camelidae. The transcript has 15 exons. The coding region runs from base 188 to 2362 and encodes 724 amino acids. The record is from RefSeq and is a predicted model, not a curated record.
ACUGCACGCCAGAGCCACUCCAGCCCGGAGGUUUGCGGAGGUCCCCGCGAAGCGAAUUGGGGGACCCGCUGCUAUUCCCGAGUCCCCUCGCACCAGCCGGGCCUUGGCAGAGUCACACAAGCACGGGGACGAGAAAGGAGGUUCGGGAGCACCUGCGAAGCCCGCCGACAGGGCCCCGCCUGGGAAGAUGGCCUGCUACGGGAAGUGCAUUGAAACUGUGAUCAAGCAACUGGACCAGUUUAAACCUGAGAAGGACAGUCCUGAGCAGUUCCUGGAGACCGUGUCCACCUCCCUGCAGACUCUGAGUCCCCAGAAGCAGGCGUUCAUCCUGGAGAUUCUGUCCGGGUGCCUGGAGUACCGGAAGCUGCUGACCAUCGUGGUGGACGCCUUCUACUUGCGGGACGGCCGGCUCUGCCUGUGGGCCGACUACAGCCUCUUUGAGGUGAUCUGCUACCUGGCCACCUUCCAGCUGGAGAAGCUCGGCCUUCAGCUCUUCCGUGACAUCGUCAAGUCCCAGCCUGUCCACAAAGUGUGCAAGUUCCUCAGGUUCUUCUUCAACCCCCUGAACCUUGGCUCAUGGAUCAAGGACGAGUGGAGCCUCGUGUACGAGACCGCCUACGUGAGGGAGAACUGGAUCAACCCCCUGACGAGGUGGCAGCCGGAGGUCCAGGAACUGAUCAACCAGCUGCAGGGACUGUUGACCAAUCAGUCCCCUCUUUCAAAGACCAAGGCCAAAGUCACAGAGCCCAAGGAGUUCAACCUGACGGCCCCCAGGCCCCGCACCAUUCCAGUGCCUGAGCCAGUCCCUGAGGUGGCCAAGACAAAGCCAGUCCCCAGGAGCACCUACCAGCCGCCCAAGGAGCAGCAUUUACUGGAGAUGACCAAGAGAUACAACCGCUGGAAAGCAGAGGAGCUGCUGCUGAGGGCCAACAUCGAGGAGAGGCAGUGUGCCGCGUCCAGGGCCUGGGGGGCGCCCCCGCUGCAGGACUCCAGGAAGAAGCUGCGGCGCCGAUUCCUGCCCCGAAUCCUCAAGACUCCAAAACUGACUUUCUACAGGUCUAACAACAAUGCCCCGGUCAAGCUGAACACUGCUGCCAUCCUGCGAGAAGGGGCCUUGUACCAGCGGCAGGUGGAGAAGGAGCUGCAGAGGGUGGACAGACUUGUGGAUGGCGCUGGGGACUUCUCCGGGUUCCUCGAGUGGCAGAAGAAGAUGCAGGCAAAGGACCAGGCGGAGCAGCUGGCCGCGGGCCAGUGCCGGAGGCUGCAAGGCAAGCUCAGCCACGAGGAGGCCGUCCUGGCGCGGCAGCAGGUCGUGCAGGAGAAGAAGCAGAAGGCCGACCGGAAGAAGGCGGAGACAGCUGAGCUGAUGCAGCAGUGUGCUGAGCGGCGCCUCCAGGAGGAAAGGUCCAUGAAGGAGCUGGUGGAGCAGGUGAUGGAGACACAGAAGAACGUCAAGGCGGCACAGACUAAGCUCCUGAAGGGCCGACGGCAGACAGUCCAGGAGGUGAUAGAGGAGAGCCGGGAGCUGCUGCAGCGCAGCGCAGAGGCAGCCAGGGAGGAGCACAGGCGGCGCUUCGAGCUCAUUUCCCAGCUGCGAGCCCUGGAGACUCAGCCCACACGCAGGGACAAGCUGGUGGACCUGACACAGAUCCCCAGCUACGGCCUGGAAGGGGAGAUGUCCGUGGUGGAGUUGCGAGAGCGGCUGGCCCUGCUCAAGGAGACUCAGCAGCGUAAGGAGGAGGAGAAGCGGGACCAGAUCAUCCAGGGCAAGCGCGCCAAGAGCCGGGAGCUGCAGAACACGGUGGAGCAGAUUGCGUUGUGCCGCGCGGCCAUGGGGAGAUCUGCUGCCCUGAGGCGCAGCUGGAGGCGCAGCGCAGGCUGGAGCUGGAGCAGAGCCGGGAGCGCAGGCUACGAGCGCUGCAGCGGGGAGGCUCGGCCUGCGGGCCCGCGCGCCGCCUGGGGGCCACCUGAGCCAUGCCGGCCAAUCGCAGGACCCCGAGACCCCCGCCCGAGCGGAGCGUGCGCGGUGGCGUGCGCCCCUCCUCCUUGGCUGCGCCCCCAGCGCUGCACGUCCCGCCCCGCCCCAGGCUCCGCCUGCCCCGAGCAGGGUUGCCCAAUAAAAUGCAGUUAUUACGUGGGACAAACUAACGCUAAAAAUGUAUACUCUCUUUAUCUGGAAUUCAAAUUUAUAUGGGCGUCUUGUAUUUUAUGUGCUAAACAUGGUCACCCUAGCCCAGAUUCUAGGCCUUUCCUACGGCCUAGCGCUAGACAUUCCUGGCGCCCCCUCUUCGGAGUUCCCAGAGCCCUCUCUGCCUGUGGAAACCUGGAGUCCCCGUUCUCUGCUCGGAGUUGGGUGGCUUAAUCCGGAGAUCGCCAACGCUGGGUAUGUGAUUGUGCGUGUGCGAUUGGGGGAGAAAAGGGCCAGGAUCCUUGAGCCACUAGGAACUGGCCCUUCUCGUGCCUUAUCUCCUGUAAACCUCCGGGCAGUAGGGGAGCUGACCAGGGUUGUAGCAACAGUACCCCACAGCCCUUCUGCUGCUGACGUCACUGGUGCGCAAAGACAUGAAGUGACCUGCAUGGAGAACCAGGACCCAGAACUAAGUCCGGGUGACUUUAGGGCAUGCCCAGCCUUCCCCAGCAUCACUGAAGCACGAGCUGACCUGGGGUCCAGACAGGAACCGAUUCAUUCCCCUGGGUCCUUGGACCCAGCACUAGACUGGAGACCCGGAGCCUUGAGGACAGGCUGGCCGACUGAAAGCCUGAUGGCGAAAUGGAGUCUCAUGAAUAAUGCACGUGUGCUGCAGCUCCGGGAAGGAGAGAGGAUGGCCAAGUCCUUGGGGUGCGGAGCGGUAAGGGAGGGGCUGGAAACUGCCCUGUGGGUAGAUGUCCAGGAGAGAGACCCCCACAUCCCACAUCCUCCUUGGGUCUGCGGAGGAGAUGACACCUCAGGGGGAGGCUAGACCCCAGGGCACAUUCAGACCAGGAGGGUGGACAUCUCAGAGUGACAAGAUCAGCCUGAAGCCCAGAGUUCUCGCCCAGUAUUCUGAACUGUGUCAGAACCCUUGGACUUUCCCACAACUCAGGUUGGUAAAAAGAGAAAUUUUCCACCUGUCAAAUUAGAGCUGGGAGCAGAUUAAGUUUCAUUUAAAGAAAUAAACAUGACAUUUCUUACA